Molecule: messenger RNA, 831 nt
Organism: Lodderomyces theae
Lineage: Eukaryota; Fungi; Ascomycota; Pichiomycetes; Serinales; Debaryomycetaceae
Exons: 1
Coding region: 1-831 (276 amino acids)
Biological process (GO): vesicle-mediated transport
Molecular function (GO): protein-macromolecule adaptor activity
Source: RefSeq, a predicted model, not a curated record
AUGAUACCCAACCAUGUCCUUAUUCUAGGUCCACCAAAUAGUGGGAAAUUACGCAUAAGUGAUUUGAUUCUGAGGGGAGAUGCUAAUUCAGCAAGGUCAAUAGUACAGGAUGAAUCUCAUAGCGGUAUAAUUCAGACAACAUCAUUAACCACAAAGUAUUAUACUGUCAAAUUGAAAUUGAUGAUUGAUGAGUACCCAUCCAAGCGCACCAGCUCAAUCACGGAUGAUGAAUAUAUAAGUGCGUUACAAGAAUGGAAGAGGGAUUUUUUCACUGAAGAAAUGGGGGAGCUACGUGAGGCACUCGAUGGUAUCAUAUUCACGUACAAUAUGAAUACCCACCCCCAGUUUCUACCGAAUUUGUUACUCGAAGUGGAUGAGAUUCGAGCCAAGUUGGAGCAGCUUGAUAACUGGGAUGGGUUUUUGUCUGUAGUCGGAACAGUGCCUUUCGGUGAAGCGGUGGAAUUAUACAAAAUGGACGCUAUUGAGGACGAGGUUAUAACUCAUGGAAUCGAAUUUAUCAAUUUCGAGAAAAGCGGCAUUAAUGAAUACAAAGAGCGGGUGGGCAGAGACAGGUUGCUUGAGUUGUUCGAAACCCAUGGCUGGUCCAAUAUGGAACUACUCGAAAGAGAUCACAGCAAAUACGAGAAGAACAAAGUUAAGAAACUUGAAGGAAUGCAGACACGUCUAUUGAAUGGAACUGACCGUGGUCCUGACUUGGAAGACAUGUUUUCAAAGAUAAGCUUGGCAAGAGAGAAUGCUAGUAAUCUACCUCCUGAACAAAGGGAAAAGUAUGCAAAAGAAAUGGUGGAUGAAUUUAUGGAAUUUUUGUAA